AUGUGAUCCUUGGUAUGAUAGCAUAAAUUACCGGAAGCCACUUCCCGACCUACCGUAGUAAAUUUUACUCCCCGGCACCUUAGCUUUCAGUUGUACGGUACUCGAGUACCGUAAAUUAACUCCCGCAAGGAUCCGGGUAACCCCCACAACCCGCUCUCCGCUCCCCUCUCCCAGCCUCAUCAUCUAGUCCCAGUCAUUCAACCCCCACCCCGUUCCGCUUCGAAACGACUGGAGACAAAAAAAAACCCCCUAGCAGUGAGCUCUAAAUAAUGCCCUCGUUUAAGCGCUGUACCUAACGAGCGCAUCUAGGAGCCGGAGCAGGAUAGUCCAAAAGAAUGUCUAGGGCCCACCCGAUCCACAUCCACCCCGUGCGCCCAUUCUACGCGGUGUCAGCGAAACUGCUGGGUGCUUCGAUGUGGUUUUUCUUGAUGUAUCGGGCCAAGAAGGAUGGGGUUUGUUGGACCAUGGGGUGACGUGGUGGAGUUUUUUAUUUGCUUUGCUAACGGGAUUAUACUGUAGGCCGUGCUGCUGGGGUUGAAGCAUCCUUGGGAUCACUAGGCGGUGGCGAAGGGAGUUGCCCAUCGGGAUUGUACUGUACGGACUGGCUGGAGGGAGCGAUGGAUUUUGUUGAUACUCGAUCGAAGCUCGGUUUAUGGGCAAAUUGCUUCUAUUUCUAUUUAUUUUGUCUUCUUUUUUCACUCGAGCAUCAUAAUUUUACGGGCUUUCUUAAGUCGUUCUGGGGUCUGGUUUGCGAUAUCAUAAGGGUGUCUUGAAGGGACUCCCUGGGGAGUUUCCAUGCUUGGCGCUAUGAAUAGGGUAUAUUGGUAUAAACGAGACCCAAGCCAGCGUUCGAGUUCCCUUGUAUGAUAUGAUACUGAUGGUAGUAGCACACACCCUGAUACCUGAAUUACUCUACUUAGACCUGUCCCAAAAAUUAGAAACGCUUGGUACCGCACGGGUUGGGAACAGGUCAGGUAGGAUUUCCAAUUUGCCACCAAUAGAACUUCUUCAGUACUUGACCUUUGCCCUAAGUUUUCUCCGGACUGGACGGCACUCUACCCAAUUUUUUGCGCUCAAGCCUCCUAACCUACCACCCCGUUAGCAAGAGCACUUCGUGCGUGCUGGAGGAAGGGAGUGCCGGUUCCAUAGUGCCCUCGAUUGGUCACCGGAGUUCCCCGGCGAUUGCAUUGGCACAGAGGGAGGGGGCCGGAGCAUCAUGUGUUUCAGGGCGAGAGUUGUGUCGAGAGAAUCACGGGAGAUGAUGUUUGGGCAGUCAGCCAGCUCGCGGCGGAUGCCUAUGGCUGUAAUUGGGGUGUUUAUUGUACUGCCUGUUUAACCUAUGGUGGUGCUUUUACUUGGAGCUAACCAAACUAUUGACGAAUGUCGAGUUUCCUAAAUUUGGCCCUUUCAAGAGAUCAUACAAU
This is a messenger RNA of Tuber aestivum (summer truffle), 1424 nucleotides long. Lineage: Eukaryota; Fungi; Ascomycota; Pezizomycetes; Pezizales; Tuberaceae. The record is from the annotation of a GenBank genome assembly.